AUGUAUCGGCUAGGAUGUAAAUUUAAUUUUAUUAACCGUCCUAUUUUCUAUUUAAUCAAAGUUUUUUUAUAUUUGAUUAAAGUUGCUAUCAAAACUUAUAAAGAAAUAUUUUACAAAUAAAUUAGAUUUAUAUCUCCAAAUUAAAAAGAUAUAAAUUUGAAUUAUAAUUGUUAAAUAAAAAUGAAGAGUGUUUUUCACUUAAAUAUAGACUUGAAUAAAAGGAAUUAACUUUGUAACAAAUAAAUUAUAAUAUGGAAACUUAUCAAAUUUGGAAGUAAUCCUUAAAGUUAAACAUCUAAGAAUAUAUUUUGA
Paramecium primaurelia is the source of this 312-nucleotide messenger RNA. NCBI's taxonomy places the organism in Eukaryota, Ciliophora, Oligohymenophorea, Peniculida, Parameciidae. The record is from the annotation of a GenBank genome assembly.